Molecule: messenger RNA, 2281 nt
Organism: Acinonyx jubatus (cheetah)
Lineage: Eukaryota; Metazoa; Chordata; Mammalia; Carnivora; Felidae
Gene: ZNF768
Product: zinc finger protein 768
Exons: 2
Coding region: 309-1973 (554 amino acids)
Biological process (GO): transcription by RNA polymerase II
Molecular function (GO): DNA binding
Source: RefSeq, a predicted model, not a curated record
CGUUCGGGGGCGGCAGGGCGAGUCGUGAAGACCCUCAUCUCCGAGGCCACGACGCACGGGGGCCUUUGAGGGCCCCAGGGCAAGGCGAGACCUUGUGGGUGGGGGCGGGGCCGCGGGUAGGGGAGGGGCCCGGCCGGCCGGAGAGGCCCAGGGUCAAGACGUCCGGCCUCAGGGGCCGGGGCUGGGCAGCCGGGUCCCCUGGGCGGCGCUGAACAGGCGGGCGGCGAGGGCCCGGGUCUCAGGGCACUCAGGCCUGGUCGCAGGAUCGUCCGCCAUCGCCGCCGCCGCAGCACUGGGAGCCGGCGGGGAUGGAACGGGAGGCGUCGCCGUGGGGCCUCGAGCCCGGGGAUGUGCAAAGUCCUGAUGAACUGGGGAGCCCUGAAGGGUCCCUCAAAGGCAACGUGAGUGAGAAUGAGGAAGAAGAAAUGUCUCAACAAGAAGGCACUGGGGACUAUGAGGUCGAAGAGAUACCCUUUGGGCUUGAGCCCCAGAGCCCUGGGUUUGAGCCACAGAGCCCCGAGUUUGAGCCCCAAAGCCCCAGGUUUGAGCCUGAAAGCCCAGGUUUUGAGUCCCGAAGCCCUGGGUGUGUGCCCCCAAGCCCUGAAUUUGCACCCAGAAGCCCUGAAUCAGAUUCUCAGAGCCCUGAGUUUGAGCCCCAAAGCCCUAGGUAUGAGCCCCAAAGCCCUGGGUAUGAACCCAAGAGCCCUGGAUAUGAACCCCGGAGCCCUGGGUAUGAACCCAAGAGCCCUGGAUAUGAACCCCAGAGUCCUGGAUAUGCACCCCAGAGCCCAGGAUAUGAGCCCCAGAAUCCUGAGUUCAAAACCCAAAGCCCUGAAUUUGAAGCUCAAAGUUCCAAAUUUCAGGAAGGUGCAGAGAUGCUUCUGAAUCCGGAGGAAAAGAAUCCCUUGAGCAUCCCCUUGGGAGUCCAUCCCUUGGACUCCUUCACCCAGGGGUUUGGGGAGCAGCCCACAGGGGCCCUGCCCCUAGGGCCACCUUUUGAGAUGCCCACAGGGGCCCUACUGGCUACACCCCAGUUUGAGAUGCUCCAGAAUCCCCUGGGCCUAACCGGGACCCUUCGGGGGCCAGGCCGGCGGGGUGGCCGGGCCAGGGGUGGGCAGGGCCCUCGGCCUAACAUCUGUGGUAUCUGUGGGAAGAGCUUUGGGCGGGGCUCCACCCUGAUCCAGCACCAGCGCAUCCAUACGGGUGAGAAGCCCUAUAAAUGUGAGGUCUGUAGCAAGGCCUUCUCCCAGAGCUCUGACCUCAUCAAACACCAGCGCACCCACACGGGCGAGCGGCCCUACAAGUGUCCCCGUUGCGGCAAGGCCUUCGCUGACAGCUCUUACCUGCUUCGCCACCAGCGCACCCACUCUGGUCAGAAGCCCUACAAGUGCCCGCACUGUGGCAAGGCCUUCGGUGACAGCUCCUACCUCCUGCGGCACCAGCGCACCCACAGCCACGAGCGGCCCUACAGCUGCCCCGAGUGCGGCAAGUGCUACAGCCAGAACUCUUCCCUGCGCAGUCACCAGAGGGUGCACACCGGGCAAAGGCCCUUCAGCUGUGGCAUCUGUGGCAAGAGCUUCUCGCAGCGCUCGGCACUUAUCCCCCACGCCCGCAGCCACGCUCGUGAGAAGCCCUUCAAGUGCCCUGAGUGCGGCAAGCGCUUCGGCCAGAGCUCUGUGCUGGCCAUCCAUGCCCGCACCCACCUUCCAGGCCGCACCUACAGCUGCCCCGACUGCGGCAAGACCUUCAACCGCUCCUCCACGCUGAUUCAGCACCAGCGCUCCCACACGGGCGAGCGGCCCUACAGGUGCGCCGUGUGCGGCAAGGGCUUCUGCCGCUCUUCCACGCUGCUGCAGCAUCACCGGGUCCACAGCGGGGAGCGGCCCUACAAGUGCGAUGACUGUGGAAAGGCCUUCUCGCAGAGCUCCGAUCUCAUCCGCCACCAGCGGACCCACGCAGCUGGCCGCCGCUGACCUGGGACUCCUCCGGGGGUGGGGAGGCAGUGGGCUGAAGAGAAGGGGACAGGAAGCUAGAGAAACCUUUAGAAGGAAUAGUGGAAAAGCUGGAGGAGGUUGGAGGAGUGGAGGGCCAGGGUGGAGGAAGUCACGAGCCCUGGAGACUUAUGGGAAACGGGCUAUGGAGAGGGGUUGGAGAGAGGCCAAGCAGGCGGUGGGAGGCUCUGGGAGAGAUCCAGAAAAGAGGUCAGCAGAGAUCUGGCCUCGGCAGCAGCAUGCCCCUUGGUGGGUGCCUGGCUUGGCGAAGUGCUAGGCAGGGAGGGGGG